Dipodomys spectabilis (banner-tailed kangaroo rat) is the source of this 1022-nucleotide messenger RNA. It is a transcript of the gene Tnfrsf13b, whose product is annotated as TNF receptor superfamily member 13B. Bases 93 to 911 code for a protein of 272 amino acids. The transcript is spliced from 5 exons. Lineage: Eukaryota; Metazoa; Chordata; Mammalia; Rodentia; Heteromyidae. Gene Ontology annotation, cellular component: plasma membrane. The record is from RefSeq and is a predicted model, not a curated record.
GGCGCCGGCUGGGCCAGAGUUUGCGCAGCUACGGUGGGAGCCUGGCAGGUGACCAGCAGCGGUACAGCAGUGGCCUGGGAUUGGAGGCAGCUAUGGGAUCCUGCGCAAAAGAGCAGUACUGGAAUCCCUUGCUGCAUCGCUGCAUCUCCUGCAAGCUGAAUUGUGACCAUCAGAACCUGAGCACCUGUGUGGCCUUCUGCAAGUCUCUCAAGUGUCCCAAGGAGCCAGGCAAGUACUACUAUGACCAUCUCCUGAGAAGGUGUGUCAGCUGUGUCUCUACCUGUGGACAGCACCCUAAGCAAUGCACAUAUUUCUGUGAGAACAAGCUGAGAAGCCAAACAAACCUCCCCCCAGAGCUCAGGAGACAGCAGACAGGAGAGAUGGAUACCAAAGCAGAUAACUCAGGAAGGUACCAGGGAUCGGAGCAUGGAGUCUUGGAGGCAGGCACAGGGGCCCUGGGUCCCAAGGGGAGCGCUGAGCAGCUGGUCCUGGUCUACAGCACGCUGGGGCUCUGCCUCUGCGCGGUCCUCUGCUGCUUCCUCGUGGCCAUGGUUGCCUGCGUCCUCAAGAGGAACGGGGAGCCGCUCUCCAGCCAGCGCCCCGCGGGGCCUCGGAAGCCCACGCGCAGGUCCGCCCACGAUCCCGCCAUGGAGGCCGGUGGAGUCCCGGGCGCGAUGCCGGGGCCCGUGGAGACCUGCAGCUUGUGCUUCCCGGAGCGCGGGGCGCCCACCCAGGAGAGCGCGGGCACGCCCGGGACCCCAGGCCCGGAGGGCACCGGCAGGUCGGCGCCGGGUGUGGGCGCGGCCGCCCCGCCUUGCGUGCGCGCCCCCGACGGCGGCGGCGGCGGCGGCGGCGUGGCGGUGAUGAUGCACGCGCCUGCCCAGGCCGCGCGCCCGGGCGUGUGCUGGUGACAGCAUGGGCGGACCCAGAGCAGAGAGGCGUGAACGGGACCAGCCCCGGGAGCCUGGAAGAGAGCCGCCGCGAAGGACGCGGAGGAAGAUGGAGUUGGGGUCGUGGACAAG